AUGCGGGAUCCAGUCCCUCGGGACGGGGCGGCGGGGGCCGGCCACCGCCAGCGGGACGGGGCGGCGGGGGCCGGCCACCGCCAGCGGGACGGGGGCGGCGGGGGCCGGCCACCGCCAGCGGGACGGGGCGGCGGGGGCCGGCCACCGCCAGCGGGACGGGGCGGCGGGGGCCGGCCACCGCCAGCGGGACGGGGCGGCGGGGGCCGGCCACCGCCAGCGGGACGGGGCGGCGGGGGGGCCGGCCACCGCCAGCGGACGGGGCGGCGGGGGCCGGCCCUCGCCAGCGGGAGGGGGCGGCGGGGGGCCGGCCUCCGCCAGCGGGAGGGGGCGGCGGGGGCCGGCCCCCGUCAGAGGGAGGGGGCUGAGGGGGCCGGCCCCCGGGAGCGGGAGGGGGCGGCGGGGGCCGGCCCCCGUGAGCCGGAGGGGGCGGCGGGGGGCCGGCCCCCGGGAGCCGGAGGGGGCGGCGGGGGCCGGCCCCCGGGAGCCGGAGGGGGCGGCGGGUGCCGGCCCCCCGGGACGGGGGCGGCGGGGGCCGGCCACCGCCAGCGGGACGGGGCGGCGGGGGCCGGCCACCGCCAGCGGGACGGGGCGGCGGGGGCCGGCCACCGCCAGCGGGACGGGGCGGCGGGGGCCGGCCACCGCCAGCGGGACGGGGCGGCGGGGGCCGGCCACCGCCAGCGGGACGGGGCGGCGGGGGCCGGCCACCGCCAGCGGGACGGGGCGGCGGGGGCCGGCCACCGCCAGCGGGAGGGGGCGGCGGGG
This is a messenger RNA of Stegostoma tigrinum, 762 nucleotides long. RefSeq names its product circumsporozoite protein-like. NCBI's taxonomy places the organism in Eukaryota, Metazoa, Chordata, Chondrichthyes, Orectolobiformes, Stegostomatidae. The record is from RefSeq and is a predicted model, not a curated record. The transcript is spliced from 3 exons. The annotation marks the transcript as partial.